AUGUCUUAUUUUAUUUAUCAGGUGAAGUGUGUGAAGUUCAGCUGUGGCCCCCAUGAGAAGUGUGAGGUGAAGAACGGUGUCAGGGAUUGCCAGGGUGUUGGAAAGGGAGUCUGCACCAUCUCAGGUGACCCACAUUACAAGACCUUUGACAACAGCACCUAUGACUUCCAAGUGGUGGAGAACGAGAAGUGGUACGCCAUGUCAAAUAAUCCAAAGGUAGCCGUUGCCAAGCUUGUGGCUGUAGAAGUCUAUGGUAACACCCUGGUUCUAAGGAAGAAUCAAGCAGGAAUGAUAAUGGUAAAUGGAAUUAUGAUGAGCCUCCCUGUGAAUCUAAACAACGGAGCAGUGCAGGCCUACCAAGAGGGCACCUACGAUGUCAUCAUAACAGACUUCGGUCUGAGAGUCACCUAUGACCUUGUGUACCACGUCAUGGUCACCGUCCCUGGCAACUACCGAGGCAAGACCUGUGGUCUGUGUGGCAAUUUCAACGACAACAAGAAUGAUGAGUUUCAACUGCCUGAUGGGAAAAUCACCAAGGACCUCCUGACCUUUGGGGCAGCCUGGAAGAUAAGUGUGCCGCAUGUGGUUUGUGAGGAUGGAUGCAGCGGAGAAUUUUGCCCCAAGUGUGACGCUAAUAAAAAAGCCAUAUUUGAGGCCGACUGUAGUAUCAUCACAAACCCUAAAGGUCCCUUCGCCGCCUGCCACAAUGUGAUAGACCCUGCCUCUUACUUCAGAGAUUGUGUCUAUGAUGUCUGCUUGUCUGAGGGAGACCGUAAGGUUCUCUGUCACAGCAUAUCAGCAUACAUGAUCGACUGCCAGGACUUUGGGGUUAACAUCAGUAACUGGAGAACACCAACCUUCUGUCCCCUGGACUGUCCUGCCAACAGCCACUACCAGAGCUGCUCUGAGAUCUGUGCCACCCCAUGUCCCGGCCUCUCUGACAUUAUCACCUGCCCCACCACUUGUGCUGAGGGCUGUGCCUGCAAUACAGACUACUACUUCAACGGGACAGGCUGUGUUAAGUGGGACCUGUGCAGCUGUUACCACAAAGGACGCACCUACAAGAUUGGUGAGUCUGUGUUGUCAGAGGAUUGCCAGGAGCUCUGCACCUGCACUGCCUCUGGUGAUGUGAAAUGUGAGGCCACCAAGUGCAAGGCUGACGAGAGCUGCCAGGUCAUGAAUGGUCACCUGGGCUGUGUUAGAAAGGGAGUCUGCACCAUCUCAGGUGACCCACAUUACAAGACCUUUGACAACAGCACCUAUGACUUCCAAGGUACCUGCACCUACACUGCAGCUCAAGGCUGCCAUCUAGAGGGCACCCGCCUCAACCCCUUCUCUGUAGUGGUGGAGAACGAGAAGUGGUACGCCAUGUCAAAUAAUCCAAAGGUAGCCGUUGCCAAGCUUGUGGCUGUAGAAGUCUAUGGUAACACCCUGGUUCUAAGGAAGAAUCAAGCAGGAAUGAUAAUGGUAAAUGGAAUUAUGAUGAGCCUCCCUGUGAAUCUAAACAACGGAGCAGUGCAGGCCUACCAAGAGGGCACCUACGAUGUCAUCAUAACAGACUUCGGUCUGAGAGUCACCUAUGACCUUGUGUACCACGUCAUGGUCACCGUCCCUGGCAACUACGAGAAUGAUGAGUUUCAACUGCCUGAUGGGAAAAUCACCAAGGACCUCCUGACCUUUGGGGGCAGCCUGGAAGAUAAGUGUGCCGCAUGUGGUUUGUCCUUCGCCGCCUGCCACAAUGUGAUAGACCCUGCCUCUUACUUCAGAGAUUGUGUCUAUGAUGUCUGCUUGUCUGAGGGAGACCGUAAGGUUCUCUGUCACAGCAUAUCAGCAUACAUGAUCGACUGCCAGGACUUUGGGGUUAACAUCAGUAACUGGAGAACACCAACCUUCUGUCCCCUGGACUGUCCUGCCAACAGCCACUACCAGAGCUGCUCUGAGAUCUGUGCCACCCCAUGUUCUGGCCUCUCUGACAUUAUCACCUGCCCCACCACUUGUGCUGAGGGCUGUGCCUGCAAUACAGACUACUACUUCAACGGGACAGGCUGUGUUAAGUGGGACCUGUGCAGCUGUUACCACAAAGGACGCACCUACAAGAUUGGUGAGUCUGUGUUGUCAGAGGAUUGCCAGGAGCUCUGCACCUGCACUGCCUCUGGUGAUGUGAAAUGUGAGGCCACCAAGUGCAAGGCUGACGAGAGCUGCCAGGUCAUGAAUGGUCACCUGGGCUGUGUUAGAAAGGGAGUCUGCACCAUCUCAGGUGACCCACAUUACAAGACCUUUGACAACAGCACCUAUGACUUCCAAGGUACCUGCACCUACACUGCAGCUCAAGGCUGCCAUCUAGAGGGCACCCGCCUCAACCCCUUCUCUGUAGUGGUGGAGAACGAGAAGUGGUACGCCAUGUCAAAUAAUCCAAAGGUAGCCGUUGCCAAGCUUGUGGCUGUAGAAGUCUAUGGUAACACCCUGGUUCUAAGGAAGAAUCAAGCAGGAAUGAUAAUGGUAAAUGGAAUUAUGAUGAGCCUCCCUGUGAAUCUAAACAACGGAGCAGUGCAGGCCUACCAAGAGGGCACCUACGAUGUCAUCAUAACAGACUUCGGUCUGAGAGUCACCUAUGACCUUGUGUACCACGUCAUGGUCACCGUCCCUGGCAACUACCGAGGCAAGACCUGUGGUCUGUGUGGCAAUUUCAACGACAACAAGAAUGAUGAGUUUCAACUGCCUGAUGGGAAAAUCACCAAGGACCUCCUGACCUUUGGGGCAGCCUGGAAGAUAAGUGUGCCGCAUGUGGUUUGUGAGGAUGGAUGCAGCGGAGAAUUUUGCCCCAAGUGUGACGCUAAUAAAAAGCCAUUUGAGGCCGACUGUAGUAUCAUCACAAACCCUAAAGGUCCCUUCGCCGCCUGCCACAAUGUGAUAGACCCUGCCUCUUACUUCAGAGAUUGUGUCUAUGAUGUCUGCUUGUCUGAGGGAGACCGUAAGGUUCUCUGUCACAGCAUAUCAGCAUACAUGAUCGACUGCCAGGACUUUGGGGUUAACAUCAGUAACUGGAGAACACCAACCUUCUGUCCCCUGGACUGUCCUGCCAACAGCCACUACCAGAGCUGCUCUGAGAUCUGUGCCACCCCAUGUCCCGGCCUCUCUGACAUUAUCACCUGCCCCACCACUUGUGCUGAGGGCUGUGCCUGCAAUACAGACUACUACUUCAACGGGACAGGCUGUGUUAAGUGGGACCUGUGCAGCUGUUACCACAAAGGACGCACCUACAAGAUUGGUGAGUCUGUGUUGUCAGAGGAUUGCCAGGAGCUCUGCACCUGCACUGCCUCUGGUGAUGUGAAAUGUGAGGCCACCAAAAGUGGUGCAAUCACAGCCAUGGGGGCCUAUGAGAUAAUCAAAGUUUGUGACAAUGCUCUGGUGGAAGAGUGGUUCAGAGUGGUGGUGACGUUGCAGGCCUGUGGGAAGUCUGGCCUCAAGAGCGUUGUUGCUGUGUACGUCUACUUCAAUGAUCUGAUGAUCACUGUCAACAGCAAGCAUGAAACUUGGAUAAAUGGUAAGAAGGUGACUCUACCACGCCUGCUGAGUAAUGAAGUCUCAGUGAAGGUCUCUGACAAGACAGUGAUGAUUGAGAGGAUGUCAGGCCUUCAGGUGUCAUACAGCCUCUCUCAGGAGAUCAUAGUGACAGUGAGUGCCCACAUGGCUGACAAGGUGUGUGGAGCUUGUGGAAGACUGGUUCCUUCAGGAGACGUUAUCCCGGUCCCUAGUUUCCUGACUAUGCAGGAAUACAUGGACGGCUGGAACGCACCAGACUUCCCCACCUGCAGAUAUGAGAAGAACAGGAUAGACUGGGACACUGUGGUCACUCUCAGAGAGUCUUUGUCUUGA
Molecule: messenger RNA, 3876 nt
Organism: Coregonus clupeaformis (lake whitefish)
Lineage: Eukaryota; Metazoa; Chordata; Actinopteri; Salmoniformes; Salmonidae
Product: IgGFc-binding protein-like
Molecular function (GO): protein binding
Source: RefSeq, a predicted model, not a curated record